AUGGAGGCACACCUGGAUGAUGAGUGGGGCGACAAAGCGCAGUCCCUCCGGACGCUUGGCCGUGUGAGGCCUGGCCUUUUUGUGUCCUACCUGAGCUUUCAGUGGUUCAUGAAGAAGCUGCCGAACGCCACGAGCAAGCCCCCGGCCAGGGACAGCCACCUCCGGGACAUGCCGCGCGCAGGCUUUGUGUGCUGGAGUGACACCUUCAAGAAGGAGGAUUGCUGUGAUGAGGCACGCUUCGGUGCAGGGGGCAAUGCGGGUUGCUGGGACAUGGUUUACACUUUCCGUCGCUGCUGCAAAUAA
Effrenium voratum is the source of this 303-nucleotide messenger RNA. The record is from the annotation of a GenBank genome assembly. NCBI's taxonomy places the organism in Eukaryota, Dinophyceae, Suessiales, Symbiodiniaceae.